CCAGUAUUUCUCUAGACUCCACCUUACUCACCCGAUGACAGGUAAAAGAAAACAAGUUCUGCAUUUGAAAGAGAGCAAGAUCGUGGACUUGCUGAGUGACAUAAAGCAGUAAACACACAAGGACUGGUCAAUAUCACCUGUGGGAAAGUUCAGCUUCAGGAUGUCACUCUCAGUGUGUCAAGAUGACGGAACAAUAGUGAUCACCAUCAGCACAAACCCCAAAAGCAAAUGGCCAAUACUGUGCCAGAUUCUGGGCACUUUGUGUUACAGUCCUGUGUGCUCCGAAUCACAAAACAGCAAAACAAAGAUGAUGAACAACUAUACAGCACUCGGGAUUGUGCAGGUUAUAGUGGGAAUCCUCAGUCUGGGGACCGGGAAUCAGUUUUUGAGAUUUUGGCUUGGUAGUGUGUUCCUCAUGGUUGGAAUAGUGACUGUCGUUGCUGUUCGAUUUCCAAGUGAUUUUCUGCUGCUCACUGCUGCGGUGCUGAACACAGUCAGUGCUUUGCUUGCUAUGAUGGGUCUUGCAUUUUCUGCAAGUGAUAUGGCAUCUGACACUACCAAUAAUAAUUGGAUAACCCGCGCUUUGCUGGACAUCGCUAUGAUCAUCUUUCUAGUCCUUCAGUUCUGCGUGACCCUCAGUUUCUCUGUCCUGACUCUGAAAGAAAUAUGUGAAAAGAAUACUGUGAAGCAUCUGGAAUUUUACAAGCCACUCAAAGAAGAGCUCACAGUCAGCCAUUUGUGUUAGAGAAACAACAUUAAAACCACAUACACAUUGUUGAUUCAACCGACAUUGUUAUAUAUGGAGAACUACAAUUCUGCCACUGAAAAGAACUACAAAUACCAUCAGGACUGGUGCAAGCCUAACUGGUGCUCUAGGCAAUUGACGAUCAUGCCGUCCGGAACACUGAGACCGGGGGGUGGGGGCGUAGAGGGGUUAGAGCGGAGAUGGGUCGUGUAGGGUCGCAGACUAUACUGUGAAAGGGAGGGCGGUUGUUGCUAGAGGUUGAAGUGGUCAUCGCAGAUGAAAGUGAAGACUGGGGCGGGAGGCUUUGGUAGGUGUCGAAAGUGAAGAGGGGAGGGGGCUUUGAGGGGGGUGGUUGUGUUGUGGACGAUAGUAAAAAGCAGGGCUGGGUGGUUGUGUUUGAUAGGGGUUUGAUGGGGCUUUUCUGUAGCUGACAAUAGUGAAGAAUGGGGAGUGGGGUUGUGGUAGUGCCUCCAUGCCGCCCCUAGCAAAAUGCCACCCUGGGCGAUCGCCCAUAUUGCCCAUGCCUAAAUUCACCACUGGAUCCUAUCAUGCACCUCAUACACACACCAGUUUUAGUACUCUACUUGAUUGCACAUACACAGCUGGAAGCUCAUCUUAGACUGAUUUCCAGAGCUACAUAAACCUCUUACGCUGCAUCUGAAAUCGCCAACAACUCAGUAGGUACUGCAUUUCAAUUUAAAUGUACUACUCGGUCGUUAUGAAAGUACGUUCUAUACAGUAUGAAUAUAAAAACGUAUGAAUGGAAUUCAGACGUACUACAUCCGACAUUUUGUCAUGGUCACGUGACCUACCUGCAUCAGUUGCGUUGCUUCACUCCCAUUUAUGAAUUCUCUCAUGGGGUGCAUGGGAUGCACACUCCAGAAUCUCGACAGAAGUAAUCCCGAUUCUUCUCGCAUACUGAUUUUCGAAUUUUAUAAAAUUCAGACAUACUAGGCUCGCAUACUGAUUUUAGCGAAGUAUGCGAUUUCGGUCGCGCCAUUUCACACACGCUUGGCUCAAUAUUCUGUAAUGGUGCAGGUGUGGCAACAGAGGUGGAGUUUCACAAACAGCUUAAUUUUUAAGAAAAUAGUUAGCAUGCAGGGGACAAAAUAGGAACAAAACAUUAAUAGCAAAGGCAAUAAAAAAAUAAGUAAUCCAAGAGACAGGCAGGCCAAGAAAAUCACAAUCCAAAAACAAUCCAAGAAUCCAAAGCCAAACAUGAGAACACAAAGAAACAAUACUGAGCAAAGUGUGUGUGAAACUGAGAGGUUUAAACGAUAAUGAGCUUCCAGCUGUAAGUGUGUGCACUCAAUAAAAGUACUGAAACUGGUGUGUGUGUGAGGUGCGUGAUGGGAUCUGUAGCUUUUUUCAGUAGAAAAUUGUAGCUCUCCAGUGAUCUGCAACUGCUAGAUCGCCGGUGAUCAUAAAAAUCUCAGCAUUGUCCCGACUUUAUUUGAGAUUUGGUAAAUUUAGCAAAUUGUGGUCAAAUUGUGUUACUUUUUUUUAAAGCAAUGGCUAAAAAACAUUUGAAAUGUUGAUGUGUUUAUAUUGUUUGUAAAAGAGGCAUGUCUUAGUGUCUCAUAAUUGACCUUGGAAAAAGCUACUUUUGGGGAAUGAAAAUAAAUCCAAGAAUUUUGUUAGA
Molecule: messenger RNA, 2387 nt
Organism: Danio rerio (zebrafish)
Lineage: Eukaryota; Metazoa; Chordata; Actinopteri; Cypriniformes; Danionidae
Source: RefSeq, a predicted model, not a curated record